Molecule: messenger RNA, 558 nt
Organism: Fraxinus pennsylvanica
Lineage: Eukaryota; Viridiplantae; Streptophyta; Magnoliopsida; Lamiales; Oleaceae
Source: the annotation of a GenBank genome assembly
AUGGAUCUUGUUCCUAAGAAAGAAACAGCUACAAAGGUUUUGGUCGAUGAUGACAGAGAGACAACAGGCGAACCAAUUCUUGCAGAUCUUGGUAUUGUAUAUGCUCAUGGCAAUGAGGAUAUUGUCAACUUUGGAGCUGGGAACCAGGAAAAUGCAAAACAGAACACGGGGUUGAAGGACACUGACGACUCAGCCAUACCACCCUACUCUGUGGACGAAAAGAUCAGAUGUGGAAGGAGAAAUGGAGAAGGGUUCUUAAUUCACUGUAUCGAACAUGCCAUAUCUGUCAAAGAUGAAAUCCAGGCAAGACAGUGGUACAAGCCUAUAAUGGACCCAACACAGUCCAUGCAGUUUCAACAGACCAUACCUGGUCUAAGAAUUUUACAAAGAUGUGGAAGGAAAAAGGAGAAGGUGAAACUUGGUGCUUCAGCCAGGCAACAGAAAAGAAGCCAGUAUAGCCUCCUCGCUCAGUCGAUGGGUAUGGAAGAGGUUGAGUUUAGCAAGUGGUUACUAUCAGCAACUCCUGUAGCAGAGCGUAAAAGUGCUUUGAGAGUCUGA